Diaporthe amygdali is the source of this 558-nucleotide messenger RNA. RefSeq lists its product as uncharacterized. The transcript has 2 exons. The coding region runs from base 1 to 558 and encodes 185 amino acids. The record is from RefSeq and is a predicted model, not a curated record. NCBI's taxonomy places the organism in Eukaryota, Fungi, Ascomycota, Sordariomycetes, Diaporthales, Diaporthaceae.
AUGGGCGUCAUCGGAGCAACGGCCACAGCCGCCGUGGCCGGCCUGCACGGCUACAUCCUCGUGCUGCAAAUGUUCCUCUGGGACAAGAAGCCCGGCAUGCGCGCGUUCCGGCUGACGCCCCAGUACGCCGCGCAGACUAAGGUCCUCGCCUCCAACCAGGGCCUCUACAACGGCUUCCUCGCCGCCGGUCUGGCCUGGGGGCUGGCCCACCCGGUGUCCGAGUUCGCGACGCAAAUCCGGCUGUUCUUCCUCGGCUGCGUCGGCGUCGCGGGUGUCUACGGCGCUCUGACGGCCAACAAGAAGAUCCUGUUCAUCCAGGGCGUCCCUGCUGCUGUGGCUGCUGGGGUGGGCGAGGAGGUCUUUCGCGGGUGUGCGGUCUUCGGGCUUGUAUUUGAUGACGGAUCUGAUGAGGCUGACGGCGGGUUCGAGUUCUUCGCCAGGCAGGGUCCAGUAUUCGUGCUGUUUAGUGUCCGCCUUGCUAUCCUGGCCGGAUUCCGUCUCGUCACGACCCUCGCUGGCUGGGAGAGCCCGCACGAGGGUAGGUUUAGCAAGAAAUAA